UCUGGAUUUGAAAGUGUGUGUUUGUGUCGGACCCCCCCCCCCUCCCCACCUCGCCUCCACACCUCCCUCUCUCUCCCGGACUGGAGACGCCGGAGCUCGGCCACUCGCUCCGGAUCCAGACGCUGGAACUGAACUCCACGCGCUGACCUGAGAGCGAUGCGCUGGCAGCAUGGCCAAGUGGUUCAAGGAGCACUUGGGAUUCAAAACCACCAAAGCGCCCCCUCCCGCGCCUCCGAAGCCGGACUACCGACUGUGCCACACCGUGGUUCCCGGCGCGCCGGGCUGCGGAGCCGCCUUCCCCAGCCCCGCGCAGCCGGACAUCCUCGCCGCCUACAAACUCCAGAAGGAGCUGGACUUCGAGGACCCGUACACGCCGGGUGGGAAUAUCGCCUUCGGCUGCGGCUUGAACAGCGCGGGGGACGCGAAGUAUGUGUCGCCGAAGCACCGGCUCAUCAAGGUGGAGACGGUGGAGAAGAGCAGCGCGGCCGCGGGCGGAGCUGUCACCGUCAGCCAGGCGCUCGCUGUGGGCAGCGUCAAGUCCCCCGCCUCGCCCCCUCCGGACCACGACAACAAGGAGCUCACUAUUCUUGAGGACUACGCGGAUCCUUUCGACGCAGAGCAGGCGGGCGGCACUCAGACAAGCACGGAGAAAGUGACCACGGAGAACGACGGCUACAUGGAGCCAUAUGAAGCGCAGAAGAUGAUGGCAGAAAUACGGUCCAGCGGUCGGGGGUCCAAGGAAAGCUCGUUGAGGCAGCUGCCCCUGUACGACACGCCGUACGAACCGACGGAGAACGGCGGCGACUCUGACCCGGAGCGCCAGCGCUGCCCCAGAGAAAGCCGACUGCCUCAGGAUGACGAGCGACCCCCGGAGGAGUACGACCAGCCGUGGGAGUGGAAGAAGGAGAGGAUUUCCAAAGCCUUCGCAGUAGAGAUUAAAGUGAUCAAGGACCUACCGUGGCCCCCGCCUGUCGGGCAGCUCAACACCAGCCCACCUCCCACCGUGGAGGAGCUGGACUCUCCCUCCCAGACAUCUCAGCCCUCGCCGGGACAGACAACCUGUGACCAGCACCACCAGGUUCAGUUCGACAACGUGGAGAAGUCUCGAAUGUCGCCCACCAAAGACGGGAAAUGCCGGCCGCUGCAGCGACACUCGAGCGGCUGCCUGGUCAACACCAAGAUGUCCUCGCUGGACCACUGCGGCUCGUCGCUCGGGGAGCGCAUCGACCCCAGCAUGCCGCUGGAGAACCAGUUCUGGUAUCACGGCGCCAUCAGCCGCACUGACGCCGAAUGUUUGCUGAGGUUGUGUAAAGAAGCCAGCUACCUGGUGAGGAACAGCGAGACCAGCAAAAACGACUACUCGCUCUCUCUCAAGAGCAGUCAGGGCUUCAUGCACAUGAAGUUGUCCCGGACCAAGGACAACAAGUACGUCCUGGGCCAGAACAGCGGCCUCUUCGACAGCGUGCCGGACAUCAUCCACUUCUACUCCAGCCGCAAGCUGCCCAUCAAGGGCGCCGAACACAUGUCGCUGCUCUACCCAGUCGCCAUCCGGACACUAUAGUUUUCCCAGGCAGCUUGAGGAGAACGGAACAAUGAAAAGACGCCUGAAAUCUCAAUCGUCUGUUAUUUUAUUUUUUAAUUUAUGGCAAACGCAUACCUUCAUCCCAUCGCAAGACUCUGAGGAAGGGCUUUGGUUCUGCGGCGAAGCACUUAACACUCAAAGGAAGGUACAUGGCGCGAUCACCAGCGUUCGGCUUGGAGACUACGGUGAGUCGAGGUUUCAACGUGGAAGAUGCGGAUUGCAUUUCAGAGGAAGCAACAAGGGAAGUGGAGCAGCUCCGGACCAGGAUGUCAGUGGCGCAGGGACGGCAGAGGGGAGAGCAGAGCACGUGGACCCCCCCCCCUCCCUCCUCAAAUGCUACUUCAAAUGGCUUCGCAUUGGGAGAAUGAAAAAAAAACGCUCGCAUUGUCUACCUCAGAAAAUCGAUUUCAUUCGCCCAUCGUCUGAUCAAUAGGUACAAUGGGACCGCAGAUAUCGAUCUGCACUCGUUCCCGGUUCCCUAGAAUGAAACAGCACAGGUUCAGGAAUAGAGCUGACCUCUAGAGUCCACCGUACUACAGUGAAGUCCACAAAAUUCUAUUCGUACCCAAGACAUUAGAGAGGAACACGUGAAUCGUAUUAGAUUCAUCUGAGGCCUGCAAAGUACUUCGGAAAUAAGUAAUGUUGAAUACCACCCACCCGAUGACAAUAAAGUGCAGUAGAGUCCACCAAACAAGUGUUAAAAUCACAAACCAGUGAAGUACAUUUAUAUGGACCAUUAAUAAGGUACUCUGAAAUACAUUUAAGUGAAAUAAAGUACAUUAGAGUACAGUGCAUUUAUAUAGGUCAGUAAAGUUCAUUGAAGUUACAGUGUGCUUGAGUACAGUGAACCAAAUAUAAAGGUAUAGUAAAGUUCACACCAUCCAAUAGAGUCUUUGAUACCAGAUUUUGAUGCAAAAUUCUAUUGCUGUCCUUUGAUGUACUGGCAGAACAAGAGCAUCAAAGAGCAUUCCAGGGCAUUAGAGUCACCAGAGAGGAACACAUGAGUCAAGUUUACUUCAUCUGAGGCCUGUAAUAGAGACUGCAUUAAAGUUCAAUAGACACUACCAAUCAUUUAAUAGCAGUGUCAUGAAGUACAAUGGUACACAAAUUUUUAAAAAAUAAUUUGGAGGAAAUAUUGCGAUGUAAAGGUCCAGGAGAUUGGUGUCCUGACUUGACCGUAUUCACGUUAGCUGUUGGGCUCUAUUCCUGAACGUGUGUUUUUCAGAUCAUGCGUGUACAGUCACUACUACGAUAGAUGUCAGUGAGAAAUGUCGUUGCCUUACGAUGCAUGAGUCAGCUGAUCUCUAGUUCUGCUGUUUACGAUUGUCUCUGUGGCUGUAACUUAUUCCGGCGUGUCCCUCAUCGUCCCGUGGCCCUGUGAUUGUGUGUUUUGGAACAAGCCUCUGUUUCUGUGGUGACUUUUUUUUUAUGUCUACUCAAAUGCACGUUUGCCUCGGCGCCGGUCCCGGUGCCGCCCGACCAAUGGAAAUGUCCGGCUGGUCGGUGAUGACUCUGUUGCUGGCCAUUGACAGCCAUCGUGUGUCCACUCCACAUUAAAGUCUCUUGACCAUC
This is a messenger RNA of Synchiropus splendidus (mandarinfish), 3154 nucleotides long. Its product is annotated as SH2 domain-containing adapter protein F-like. Lineage: Eukaryota; Metazoa; Chordata; Actinopteri; Syngnathiformes; Callionymidae. The record is from RefSeq and is a predicted model, not a curated record. The coding region runs from base 170 to 1561 and encodes 463 amino acids. The transcript is spliced from 7 exons. Gene Ontology annotation, molecular function: phosphotyrosine residue binding.